AUGCGUCAGAUCCGUCCAUGGCGUGUAGACGACUUUAUCGCGAUGUUCUCUUGGGCGUUCCUAGCGAACGUGGCCUUUGUUUUAUUGGGAACCACGACAUUCUUUAGUUUGGUACUCACGACUGCCAACAGCCUGCAAUUCCAAGGGUUUGUGGCAUCCAAGAUUAGCGAUUAUCUUACCGCAUCAACAGGAGUGAAGGUCAAGUUCGAGGCAGCUAUUGUGCCUAAUUGGAAGGACGGCCGCAUCACUCUCAGAAACGUCGUCAUGUCCAAGCGUGUAGAGGAACCAUCUCAGAAUCACCUCUUGAGCCAUAAGGGCGAGGACCAUUCAGGUCAUGGACACGAACAUGAUCACGAUGGAAGCGAGCACGGUGUUGCAACGGAAGAAGAAGUCGACACCAACUUUACAAUGUUUGAUCUGACCAUCGACCAGAUUGACGUCACGCUAUCAGCCAAGCGGUGGCUCGAUGGUAAGGGCCUCAUUGAAGACGCUUCCAUCAAGGGUGUUCGCGGAGUCAUUGACCGAACACAUGUAUGGUGGGAUCCUGAUGUCGAGUACAUUCCAGAGGAGGCCAGAAGAAAGCACGUCACUGGCGACUUUGAGCUUGACUCACUGCAACUGGAGGAUAUGCUUGUGACAGUACUCCAACCCGAUGAUUUCAGGCCUUACACAGUCUCCAUCUUCUCAGCCCAGUUCCCUUGCUUCCGCAAGCAAUGGCUCUUCUAUGACAUGCUGUGCGCGGAAUCGAUGGUCGGCAUGUUUGAUGGCUGUCUCUUCAGCUGCUACACUGCACAGCGGGAGAGCACAGACAGCCAGACGGACAUAAAAUGGAAGCGUACCACGCGCUUCAAGAUUGACGACGUUAAGAUUGACCAUUUGAACGCGGGAGUGGAGGGGCCUUUUGGCUGGAUCUAUUCUGGGACGGUCGACAUCACAUGCGACGUUAGGAUACCGAACGAACCGCGGGAGGAUGUGCUUCGCAAACUGGUGAACGAUAUUGUGGACAAGAUUGACGAGGUGGUUGACUUCGCGCCAUUGCCUCUGGUCUUUGGAACUGGUGCAAUUGGUAGCAAGGAGAUUAGGCACAUGACCAAACUUGUUCCCAUGAGGUUGAAGUCCAAGAAGCCCGCACUUGUGAUGGAUUUUGAGUUCCGGUUCAAUAACGUCAAGGCUUCGGUUCCUCUUCAGACCGAAAGCAUGUCGUAUCUUUCGAAUGCUGCAGUUCGUCCAAUUGUCGCGUUCAUGAACAGCAAUCGAACAGAGAUUCCUAUCCGCUGCCGUCUCGAAAUGGAUCUCUCCGAAUUCAAUGGAUCGUGGACAGUAUACGAUUCGAACCUUAUGAACAGCUUGUCCACUGAGCUCGGCAAGGCAUGGGCCAGCCUUGUUGCGGACGAGAGGGAGAGGAACCGAAAGUUGAAACGUGUUGGUCUAUGGGGCCUCCAGUCGAUGACCAGAAAUAUUGUCAGCGUAUACGACUAUGCACGUGGCAACCGAGGCUUCUGGCAUUACAUUGGAGCUCAAACUGUCUAG
This is a messenger RNA of Gamsiella multidivaricata, 1530 nucleotides long. RefSeq names its product mitochondrial distribution and morphology protein family 31/32. Lineage: Eukaryota; Fungi; Mortierellomycota; Mortierellomycetes; Mortierellales; Mortierellaceae. Bases 1 to 1530 code for a protein of 509 amino acids. The record is from RefSeq and is a predicted model, not a curated record. The transcript is spliced from 5 exons. Gene Ontology annotation, cellular component: mitochondrial inner membrane. Gene Ontology annotation, biological process: mitochondrion inheritance.